AUGGCAUCCAAGAAGACCGCUACCGAAAGAUAUAUGCAUCUCGACCAACGUGGACGAAUAAUUGCAGAAUAUGUUUGGAUCGAUGCAGCCGGCGAGACGCGUUCAAAAUCGAGGACUCUUGAAGAAGGAACCUACACUCCUGACAAUCUCCCAAUUUGGAACUUUGAUGGAUCUUCAACGAAGCAAGCACCAAUCAAUAAUACGGACGUAUAUCUACGCCCCUGCGCUGUGUUCGCUGACCCGAUACGCCGCUCCCCAAACAUCAUGGUUUUAGCGGAAUGUUGGAAUGCCGAUGGAACACCAAACAAAUUCAACUUCCGUCAUGAUUGUGCCAAGGUAAUGGAUGCAUAUGCCAAACAUGAGCCAUGGUUUGGACUUGAACAAGAAUACACUCUGAUUGGUAACGAUGGGCGACCUUUCGGGUGGCCAACUGGAGGAUUUCCGGCACCACAGGGCGAUUAUUAUUGCGGAGUGGGAUAUGGGAAAAUAGUCAUGCGUGAUAUCGUUGAUUCGCAUUACAAAGCAUGUUUAUAUGCGGGUGUGAAGAUUUCCGGAACCAAUGCCGAAGCCAUGCUGGGACAGUGGGAGUUUCAGGUUGGGCCGUGCGAAGGGAUCGAAAUGGGUGAUCAUUUAUGGAUAGCCCGAUUCCUUCUCACCAAGAUAGCGGAAGAUCAUGGGGUCAAAGUAUCAUGGCACCCUAAGCCAGUUGAAGGUGACUGGAACGGUCAAGGCCUGCACACUAAUUUUUCGACCAAGGGAAUUAGGGCUUCAGAAGGGAUGAAACUUAUUGAACAAGCAAUGGAGAGACUGGGCCCUUACCACUCGCAGUGUAUCGAAGAAUAUGGCGACGAUAACGACAAACGCCUUACUGGUCGUCACGAGACAGGCCACAUCGAUAUGUUUAGCUGGGGGGUCGCUGAUCGCAGUCGUUCUAUUCGGAUCCCCAGAGAAACAGCAACUAGAGGUUGUGGCUACUUUGAGGACAGACGACCGGCGUCAAAUGCAGAUCCGUAUCGCGUAACCAAAAUCUUGAUCACUGCUGCUCUUGGCGGAGCAUAG
Trichoderma breve is the source of this 1059-nucleotide messenger RNA. RefSeq names its product glutamine synthetase, catalytic domain-containing protein. Lineage: Eukaryota; Fungi; Ascomycota; Sordariomycetes; Hypocreales; Hypocreaceae. Gene Ontology annotation, molecular function: glutamine synthetase activity. The record is from RefSeq and is a predicted model, not a curated record. The transcript has 6 exons. The coding region runs from base 1 to 1059 and encodes 352 amino acids. Gene Ontology annotation, cellular component: cytoplasm.